AUGAAGGUGCUGAGGGCCUGGCUCCUGUGCCUGCUGAUGCUGGGCCUGGCCCUGCGGGGAGCUGCAAGUCGUACCCAUCGGCACUCCAUGGAGAUCCGCACCCCUGACAUCAAUCCUGCCUGGUACGCCAGUCGCGGGAUCAGGCCUGUGGGCCGCUUCGGUCGGAGGAGGGCAACCCUGGGGGACGUCCCCAAGCCUGGCCUGCGACCCCGGCUGACCUGCUUCCCCCUGGAAGGCGGUGCUAUGUCGUCCCAGGAUGGCUGA
Molecule: messenger RNA, 264 nt
Organism: Homo sapiens (human)
Lineage: Eukaryota; Metazoa; Chordata; Mammalia; Primates; Hominidae
Gene: PRLH
Product: prolactin releasing hormone
Exons: 2
Coding region: 1-264 (87 amino acids)
Biological process (GO): feeding behavior; G protein-coupled receptor signaling pathway
Cellular component (GO): cytoplasm; extracellular region
Molecular function (GO): prolactin-releasing peptide receptor binding; neuropeptide hormone activity; hormone activity
Source: RefSeq, marked validated